CUCUCCUCUGGGUCCAUGUAUUAUAUGGUUUGUCAUUUCGCAGCUAAAUAUGUUCAAUGAGGCGUGUAUGGAUGUAUUACCCAAUGAUCCGGACGCAAAUUAAACUUCAACACGGAUCCUAAAGUGUUUAUUAAUUCUGUUUUAGGGCGUGGUGUGGGCGACUAGAAAACAUGUGACUUCAUGAAGAGUGAAUGACCCUCGGUUCCCUACAUAUGCGCAGUCAUUGUUGUAUUUGGGAACCAGAAUAAACCCAGUAGAGAUGGGCUCUCAGCAAAGCAGAACAGUGAAAAACCAAACAAAGAUCCGUUCCACACCUGAUCCGAAGAAAAGCGACUCUGGAAAACGUAGCAGCAAUUUAGCAACUGGACAGAACACAAAUGAUUCUGCACAACCGAGCACUUCCACUGCCGAGGAAAACCGGAGGAAUACUUCUGAUAAACAGAGCCACAACGCGUCAGAGCAGGAGAAGUGUUAUGACCCAAAGGACACCACACUUAUUUUUGUCGAUGGAGAGGACGACCAUGAUUUUGAGUGCAACGACUACACGUCUCUCAGAGCGAAGAUGUCGUGCGGGCAUACCGUCACCCCCAUGUCUCUCACCAACUGGUGUAAACAUCUGUUGAGUCAGGGUGAGAUCAGAUUUGUGUGUGGCCAACCCGACUGUAACGUUGAGUGGACAUAUGACGAAGUGUGGAAGAUGGCUCUACUGACCCCAGAAGAAAUGGAGUACUUUGAUAAGAAAAUGUUCAGUAGAGCUGCUAAAGAAUUCUUGGACGUCAAAUCAUGUCCCGGCUGCAAGAGUUUUGCGGUGCGGAGUGACGUCAAUAACCUGAGGGUCUGCUGCGUAGUGUGCAAAGCUGGAAAAAAAGGGGCCUUUUCCUUCUGCUGGCAGUGUUUGAAUGAAUGGAAAGGUCCGUCUCCGAAUCGAGAUCGCUGUGCAAAUGAAGGCUGCACCAAUAAGCAGCAGGAAAUACUGAACACCAGCCCAGACAUCACCUUUGAAUCCGUGAGUGGGGUAACUGGCUGCCCCUCCGUCCGGGCCUGUCCCACCUGUGGUUUGCUGGUGGAGCAUAACAGAAGAUAUUGUAAAUACCUGACAUGUCUGAAGUGUAAGGUGAAGUUCUGCUUUGUUUGCCUGCAACUAACUGAACAGUGCAUGAUGGAUCAGGAAGGAAGUUCAUACUACACUUGUUGUCCGAGUGGUGUUGCCCCGAGACAGACCACCAUACCUGUGUGGCAGAGGACAUACGGUGACUCAGCUCCUGCUGAUUUAACACCGUGGUUUCAGAAACAAAGGCAAACUUAAGCAAAAGUUAAACCGUUAUUAGCCUACUGCUAUUUCAUUUGGUUUAUAAUACUUAAAAAAAUAACAGUCGUCAGUCAACUAUAACAAAAGAUCAUUCCUCUGUAUUAUUUAUACAUAUUAAAAUGUAUUUCCUUUAUUCUUUAUCUCAGCCUUGUGUUUAUGUGACUCAUUGUAUCAUUUAUUUAAUUAUUCUGUCUUUAAUACAGCUGAUGAUUUGGCCUUAUCCUUUUAUUAUGCUAUUUUAGCAUUUUUUUCUUUAUUUGUGGGGUAAAAAAAACUGCCGAUAAACAUUCACAUUUCAUAACUUGACUUUAUUCUAUACAAUGAAAAAUAAUAUAGAAAUGUACUUUUGUUGGAAUCCAUUAUUUCUCUUUCACAUAAAAAUAAAGAUUUAACCU
Molecule: messenger RNA, 1704 nt
Organism: Eleginops maclovinus (Patagonian blennie)
Lineage: Eukaryota; Metazoa; Chordata; Actinopteri; Perciformes; Eleginopidae
Product: potential E3 ubiquitin-protein ligase ariadne-2-like
Source: RefSeq, a predicted model, not a curated record